Messenger RNA from Anopheles merus, 751 nucleotides. RefSeq names its product 40S ribosomal protein S16 (gene RpS16). Gene Ontology annotation, molecular function: structural constituent of ribosome; RNA binding. Gene Ontology annotation, cellular component: ribosome; cytosolic small ribosomal subunit. Bases 63 to 509 code for a protein of 148 amino acids. The transcript is spliced from 3 exons. The record is from RefSeq and is a predicted model, not a curated record. NCBI's taxonomy places the organism in Eukaryota, Metazoa, Arthropoda, Insecta, Diptera, Culicidae. Gene Ontology annotation, biological process: maturation of SSU-rRNA from tricistronic rRNA transcript (SSU-rRNA, 5.8S rRNA, LSU-rRNA); translation.
AGUUCAGUGCUGGCGGAACCACUUCCUUUCCUUUUCUAGUUUUGUUGUGCUACGAAUCAAACAUGCCGAAAGCACGCAAGGAGAAAGUUAACGCAGUCCAGGUCUUCGGACGCAAGAAAACUGCCACCGCCGUUGCACACUGCAAGCGCGGAAAGGGACUGCUGCGUAUCAAUGGCCGCCCGCUGGACCAGAUCGAGCCGAAGAUCCUGCGCUACAAGCUGCAGGAGCCGCUGCUGCUGCUCGGCAAGGAAAAGUUCGCCGGCGUCGACAUCCGCAUCCGCGUGAGCGGUGGUGGUCACGUAGCACAGAUCUACGCCAUCCGGCAGGCCAUCUCCAAGGCGCUGGUCUCCUUCUACCAGAAGUACGUCGAUGAGGCGUCGCGCAAGGAGCUGAAGGACAUCCUGACCCAGUACGACCGUACGCUGCUGGUUGCGGAUCCGCGUCGCUGCGAGCCGAAGAAGUUCGGCGGUCCAGGUGCCCGCGCCCGCUACCAGAAGUCUUACCGUUAAGGAUUUACUUUACACAUUCGCGUACGCGCUCGCCGUUUGUGCUUUUUCUGCUGGUUUUGCUGGUAUGUGUGUGCUCGUACUUCGUCCGCGCCCUGCAUCGGGUUCAAGUGCUCCACGCAGCGAGCUGGCCGGUGGUGUGCGUCCGGCGAGUUAUUUUCUCCAUAAGAUUUGCGCGUGUAUUGCUUUCGAAGGGCGGAAGCUUGUGAGGAAGGAAUAAAACGGUCAACAUCUGUACAAUCUUA